This is a messenger RNA of Orbicella faveolata, 932 nucleotides long. RefSeq lists its product as uncharacterized. NCBI's taxonomy places the organism in Eukaryota, Metazoa, Cnidaria, Anthozoa, Scleractinia, Merulinidae. The record is from RefSeq and is a predicted model, not a curated record.
UCAUGGCAUGCUGAUAGAUCCCGCCAGCAGAAACUCCGCAUGGAGAUUUUUUCCCAAUCGUCCAGCGCAGUACACAGAUAACGAGUUGAAUUGCGGAGGCUUUAGCGUCCAGUGGAGUAAGAACAAAGGCAAAUGUGGCGUUUGUGGAGAUGCGUAUCAUCUUAAAAACCCGAGGUAUGUCUACCCUGGCAGGUACGCGAAGGACCGUUUCGUAACCAAGACAUACAAAGAAGGACAACAGAUCGAGGUCAGCGUUAAGAUCACUUCAAAUCAUCAAGGGUUCUUUCGCUUUAGCGUGGGCAAGGUGGAGAAGCGUCCCAUCACUCAAGAACAACUGAAGCACAUUCUGUUGCAGCCUGAUGGUUCCAACACAUGGCCGCUUCACUCUUCCAGGGAUGGAGUGUUCAAGAUUAAGCUCAUGCUACCAGAAGGCCUGACAUGUGAUCACUGCGUGGUGCAAUGGUGGUGGACAGUGGGCAACAACUGGGGUUGUAAUGACGAGGGCGUUUGCGGAGAAGGACUGGCGAAGAGACAAGAGACCUUUGUGAACUGCGCAGAUAUCAGGAUCGUACCAGCAGGAGGUCCGGCUCCCUCGACGGAGGAGCCCGACCCAGAUACACCUAUGAUGACAGUGGUAGGCACGACACAAGAACCAGCUACCUCGGCGCCAACACCAAAACCUCCUACUGGAGGGUGCAAAGCCACAGGAAGCUGGACCGGGCAAUCUCAUAUGAAUACAUGGUGUCAGAACAACUGUGCACUGGGUAAUUGCCCUUCUAGCCACUGUAUCUGUUCUUGAAAACCCCUGUUCACUGUUUUAACACUUAAAAGUUGUUAUAUCGAGUAUCCGUUAAAUGUUUGUUUGAAGAUUGAGUUUUUGGCUGUAGCUUGGUCUGAUUUACUUCUAAUAAAGAUGAGACGUCUUCUGCACC